Messenger RNA from Cercospora beticola, 1581 nucleotides. RefSeq lists its product as uncharacterized. Lineage: Eukaryota; Fungi; Ascomycota; Dothideomycetes; Mycosphaerellales; Mycosphaerellaceae. The record is from RefSeq and is a predicted model, not a curated record.
UCGAGAAGUAUAUAAAGACUUGACUCUCACUAUCUUCACCACUCCUCUCCCGUCUUCACCACUUCUUCACUCUUUUUCACUCCUUAGCAGCUCACAGGCUUUCCUUUGACAGGAUCGCCAUUUCACUCCUUAACAGGUAGCCACCACCACAAGCUCAUCGCGAGCACCGACCACACCGUCUCGACGACGCACAAAUCGAUACAGUAACUUCGAUCGCAACUUACGACUACAUUCAUUAUGGCUGUCAUCUCUAAAAUUAUCUGCCUCAGCGCGAUGCUGAUGGCUGCGCCAAGCGCGCUUGCAGCCCCUGUGAUACGCGCCGAGAACUGCGACUUUGGCGCGACUACUCCUGCAGGCUGGACUGAUGGCAUGCAAUCGCAAUGGUGCGGCAUGAUCAACAACGAAGUUGCCGGUCUCAAAAUGAAGGAGGACCUGACUACAGUACGACCUAUGGUCGAGGCUCAAUUCAAGCAGGCCGGCAUUUCAUGCUCACCGGAUUCUGCGUUCCCAAACAUCGACAACAUGAUGCAGGAUUCGUCUGCACGCGCUGCCAUGUCUCAAAUGAAGGCCAACUACCCGGCUUUCGGUUCCAUGGACUUGACACCCGAGGACAUCAAGAAGGUGUACGCCGACGCCAUCAAGACCGCUUGCACAAAGACCGGCGUGCCAGAGGAUAUGAUGGUCAAGAUCAUUUGGAUCGAAAGUAAAGGUCACCCGCUCGUCUACGGUGGUCUGACGCAAAUGGAUUACGUUGCGUGGGGACAGAUGGCCGAACAAGACGCCUCUCUCAAGAACCGCUACAUGCCCGGUGAUAACAUCGUCGCUUCUGCCAUGUACCUCAAGGGCAAGAAGGACGCCAACGGUGGUGAUUGGGAGACGGUGUACCGAAACCACUACCAAGACCCAAAUGCUGCCUCUUACUAGGUGCAGAAACCGGUCAAUGGCACAAGUUGUCAUUUCUUGCUACUGCUGCUCUCCUGGUCUGAUCGAGCGCAUCCAAAGCACAGACGAAAGACACACCAGAGUCACCAACGACAAAAAACAUUCGUUUUGAUACACUUUCGAUUCUUGAUACCCGAACCAACUUUUUCCGCAUCUUUCACUCAAGCUUUCUUACAGUGGUACUUGAGUGAAACGAUUGCCAUGAUGGAAGGUACGACUUGGGACGAACAAUGGGCAUUUUUGGGACGGGGAAUUUUGCAUAUAUUGCAUUCUUCACGAUUGAAUGAUUUGGACAUUUCACGAGGGUGGAAAAAGACGAGAAAGGAUAGAUGGGAGAGGCAUAUCCGAUCGCUUCCCUUUGUUGAAUGAAUUACUUUGCCUCUCCAAAUUUACCAGUCCCAUUCCCAUCUCUAUCAAUCUUUGCGGGUUUGUUAACCCACAUCGUAGCUGCUCUACCUUGACGUCCAUGCCAAAUCCCAAGCACUGACAAGUCACCCAAUACAUGUUCUUCUCACCAAAAAGCCCUCACCUCGCGUCAAAAGUUCCAUCAACGUCAUUACAACCAACCCCAUCCUUCUUCUCUCUUUCUCCUUGGGCCUCUGUGUUGGUCGUCGUCAUCAUGCCACUAUACCAUUCCCU